Echinostoma caproni is the source of this 291-nucleotide messenger RNA. NCBI's taxonomy places the organism in Eukaryota, Metazoa, Platyhelminthes, Trematoda, Plagiorchiida, Echinostomatidae. The record is from the annotation of a GenBank genome assembly.
AUGCGCCGACAGAGAUUAAGAAAACAACAAAACCUGCAAUCCACACGAUCAGUUCCAAACCAGUCUCACGCACUGCACCGAUUCUCACCCAAACCGAUCCCAAUGCACCCACUCGUUCGAGUCACGUCCACCAACCCCGACAAUGCACAGCUCCUACCCCGUGGCACUGGUGUGCCGUUUGAGGAUGAAGAUGAGGUUGAUCUAUUGGUUGAGACGGUACCAGGCAGUACGCAACAAAACGAUACGGCCUGGAUCAAUAUGCUACACAGUCCGCGGUCGAAACAUCGCUGA